GAGCGGCCCCCACCCACCACAAACACAACCCUCGACGAUGGGAUGAUUUCACAACAGUUCAAGGCACUGGCCCAAGAAUGAACCCAACGAAACGACAACCGACCUUACCACGCAACUGGUCGGUGCUGCUGAUCCUGAGCUUGAGCGUCUUCCAAACUACGGUGGAAGCUGUUAUCGCCUGUGAGAACACGGCAACAUGCGAAACUCUCCUGCGGCCAGGAUCUGAAUGCAUUGACGGGGUCUGCAGCAAUCCGCUUGCAGCUGGUUGUCUGCGGAACUACUUGGGUCCUGAAAGGUUUCCUCAUCGCCGGAUCUGCAGUUCUCACGAUGGAUACUAUGGCAAGCAAAACAUGGAGGAAGCUGAGUUGGAGUAUUCCUUUGACCCAGAUAGUGCUCACUGCGACCUGCCCGCAAUUGAUUACAAUGAAAUUCGAGCACUGUUACAAAAUUGGGACUCGACUGUUUUGACUGCUUGGAUAGUACAAAUUUUGCUCUCGGAGGUGGCUAGAGUUCCUGUCAGUAUCGAAGGUAGUGGCUGGGACACCGUUGCCAAUUUUUAUGAUCCUUUAUACCGCUUGCACUACUCUCCAAGCUCUUAUGACUAUGACGCGAUGCAACGAGCUAAGGACGAAAAUGAUUGUCGGCCGACUGUUUUUCAAAAUGAUCAGGAAAGAGCGCACCGUGAUGGGAUGGAAAAUGCAACUGGGGAGUAUCAGUCAUGUGCCCAUGUCAUGCCGGAAGCGUGGGCAGGCCAAAGGUCCAUUUACAGGCAACUCGAGAAUGAUGGAUUGAUUGAACCUGCUGAAGGGACUGGCGGGGUGGCCAAGUACAGUUGGUAUGUCCCCCGGUUUGUGGCUGAAAAAGACCCUACUUUGUUGUCUCAUUAUGGUCUGAGGGGGUCUGAGGCGAGAAAGAAGCUAGCCGCAACCUUCAAGCGGCCCACAACGUGGAAGCAAUACUGCGAUGAAGUGGCCCCGACCAAGUGCCUUGGGCCUGGUAAUAACAAUCUGACAGAACCUAUAGCCACUCGACCCCCGGAGACAGAAGAAGAAGAACAGCAGUAUUUUGUUCCUGGGCUUUAUCACGGGCACUUCCGAGCCACCAAAGAAAAUGACUGCGAGAAUUACCCAAACAGCUGCACAGGGCAUAUCGCAAAUGUGAUCUGUGACUGGUCAACCUUUGUUGUUCCCCAAGCCUAUCACAACGAUAUUGCUGUUGAGAGUAAUGGUCCAGAAAUGAAUGGAGGGUAUCCUUUUCUUCGCAUGCUCGAAGUCUAUCAAGCAGCAAACUACACAAAGUCACCAGUCUUGUUCUACUGGUUCACGCCAGACCGAAUGCUUCAAAGUUUCUUGGGAACUGAUGCGGAGUUCCAAGAAAUUUUACUGCCUGUUCCAUCACAAAAGUGUGUUGACGCAAGAGUUUCUGAGGAAGGGCGCUGUUCUGAACAUAUUCUCGAUCAGGUUGGGCCACCUGAAGGAGCUUGUGGGAGUGAGCCACACACGUAUCAAAAGUUGAUUGUCUCCAAUCUUUUUGAUGACAAUGCAGCCUUACCAUUGGCGCAACAAAGCCCAGCCUAUGCAACCGUCAAACGGUUUCGCAUAUCUGACUUGCAAAUAGCAAGCAUCUUUGACUACUGGUAUGACCGAGGGGUUGACGAGUGGGGAUAUGAUCCACGGGAUGCUGUUUGCCGUUGGGUGGCUGAGAACCUUGAUGAACUUCAAAGAUUUGUUCCCAGAACGUAUCCACGGCAAGUGCAAGAGUCGAAUGUUCACGGGGUGCAAUCAAUUGCUCUGGCGAUCAGUGUGUUUACCUGUGUCGUGACCGUGGCCACAGCGUUGGCUGUUUACAUCUACCGUGAAAAAACAGUCAUGAAGUAUGCUCAAAUUGAGUUCGUUCAAUUGAUUUUGACCGGACUCUUCUUCGUGUGUCUGGGUGCUUUCAUUGGUGCGCUCCAACCUACAACUGGCACAUGCAUUACCUCUGUUUGGCUGGUCCAACUCGGAUACACGCUCGAACUUGUACCGUUGAUAGUCAAAGUGGGAGCCAUCCACAGGCUCAUGGCUGCCUCACGACGGAUGAGACGGAUCAAACUGAAGCGGUGGCAUUUGAUUCGGACAGUAGUUUUGGUGGUCUUGGCUGUGGUCGUGUAUCUCUUGUGUCACACAGUUCUGGACCCACCAAUGAGACAGAAGGAGAUUCUCUUGCCAGGGACGACCACAACCAUCAACGCCGCCAAUGAGAAUGGUGACAAUGAACAAGAUGGAUACGAACCACUGGUGUUUCAUGAUUUAGAAAUCAAUUACUACUGUGCUCCAAAUGAGCGCUUUUGGGCGAUGGUCCAAAUGGGUUGGCAAGUGUUCCUGCUAUUCAUGGCAGUCGCCCUGGCUGUGCAAACCAGGCAUGUGGUCAGCGAAUUCAACGAAUCGCGUCGCCUGGGCAUCAUGUGCUAUUCGCAUUUUCUGUUUCUGGUGUUACGAAUCAUUGUGUUGUCCCUGGAGAGCACUGUCGCAUUGAGCCGCCUCCAAGCGUUUGCAUCGCUAGCCCUCAGCGGUGACACCUUUGCAACGCUAGUGAUAUAUUUUGCGCCGAUGCUUCACAGCGCUGUUUGGAACAUUCGACCAAGACACCGCAUGAGCGCCUCAAUGAUCAACGCCAGACCGCCUCAGGGUUCUGGCUGGUUUUAUCCAGCGGCCAUUGCACAGAACAUCAUUGAGAGGGUCUCGGCCACUUCGGGAGCCGUCGUGGAGGCUGUUGUUGGCGCCCCAGCUGUUGAUAUGACCCCUAGCGAUGACGACAGCGACCCUGGGGACCAUGAUGAGCAUGCCAAAGUACCCGUAGCCGUUUCCUGUCUCAACGAUACCGUGGAGCCGACGGAUCAUCCAGAAUCAAGAGAAACGAGAAGUGGGUCUACGUGCACAGGUAACGAAAACGUCGGUGAUGAAUUUUCCGAAGAACAAGUUGCAACUUGAUCGUUCCACAAUUCCAGUCAACGUCAAGAGCAGACUGCACACAGAGCUUGGCUCAAGCCGGAGACCGGGGACAUCCCAAGUUGCGCAUCAAGAUGUCGGCACCGGUACCGAUCAGUACCAGGUAGUCUUGCAACAACCAUCAACGCCCAAGCCAAAAAGCGGAGAUCUCGAUCAACACAAGCACCUGCGUACCAAUAGCCCCGCUUGCCCAGUACAUGUAGAGGGCGCACUUACCCCAAUCGCUUGUACGGUACCAUAGUCAACCCCACAUGGAAAGAUCGUAUGGGACAUGAGGGCAGACCUGACAACAUAAUAAUAUUAGACCAGACCAAAGUCAACCAGUAUCUAUUGAUGCCCAAUGCCCAGAAUAGAAUUCUAUUUUAAAAGGAUGUGCAGUAUACAUG
Seminavis robusta is the source of this 3373-nucleotide messenger RNA. The record is from the annotation of a GenBank genome assembly. Lineage: Eukaryota; Bacillariophyta; Bacillariophyceae; Naviculales; Naviculaceae.